AUGCUGCGGAGAUCGUGGGCAUGGCGCAAAAUGCCUGUUGAGGUGACACGCAACACCUCCAAAUUGCCUCACUUUGAUGUAUGUGUCAUUGGUGGCGGCCCUGCCGGUGUCGCUGCCGCCCUGCGAGCCGUGGACUACAGAAAGCGGGUGUGUCUUGUUGAGGCCAGCCGUGUCGGAGGCGUGGAUCUUUGGGACGGCACACUGCAGUCCAAGACACUGUGGGAGAUGGCCAAGUACGCCUCACGUCUCUCUGGGCCGGCAGCACAACGUCUGUUUGAGGAGGACGCUGUCGCAGGAGUGAAAAACAAAAUCAGCGACGCGCGGGUGCUCCAGGCGUUGCAGGAUGUCAGUGGGGUUAGGGAACAGCAGUUGCUGGACGCGUUACGCACCGCAGGGGUGGAAAUUGUGUUUGGAAAAGGGAUGUUCUCCUCACCAAAUGAGUUGGAUGUGCACAGCACUGGAAGCGGUGUGUAUAAUGUGGUCCGCGCCGAUUAUUUUAUUAUCGCCACCGGCGGAGUGCCGCGUACACAAUUUCACAUGGAGGCGGAUGGUCGACGUAUUGUAACGACGGAAACCAUUAUGCGACUGCCGAUUCCGUCAAGUCUUGUUAUCAUCGGUGCUGGGGCGAUUGGUUGUGAGUUUGCCAGCAUCUACGCCAACUUGGGCCGUACCAAAGUUUCUCUUGUGGACAGAACCCCACGCAUCCUGCAGGUGGAAGACGAAGACAUCUCACAGUUUGUGCAGGAUCAACUUGUACGGCUUGGCGUGACGAUUCACAGCAACUGCACUCUUUUUGACUUGGAGUCAUGGGGCGAUAACGAGGAGGAGGGUGGCUGCAUUUACAGUGUACGGAAGAAUGACAUCGAUGUUGUCAGCCCCGUUGAGACCUACGAGGCAGAGCGUGCGCUAAUUUCCGUAGGUCGCGUGCCAAAUGUAUCAGGGCUUGGGUUGGAGAACACAUCAUGUAAAGUAACUGAUGGGCGGCUUGUCGUGGAUGCUUUUAACCGUUGCUUGCCACACAAACAUAUCUACGCCAUUGGUGACGUGUGUGCUCGUCGAGCACUUGUGAAUUUGGGGGAAGCGCAGGGCCGCGGCGCCAUUGAUCAUAUCUACAGUGAGAAACCCGAGAAGUCAAUUAACGCUGAGGCACUGACAAACCUGUCAACCAUUUUAUUUUUAGACGAGGAGUUGGCGUGUGUGGGACUCAAUGAGCAGCAGUGCCGCGCUCGUAGUUUGGGCUACAUUGUGGCACGCUACGGGUACGGUCACCUGAGCCGCGCUCUUGCCAUGGGCAACACAACAGGUUUCUGCAAGGUCAUUGUUACAAGUGAUAGUGAGAAGCGACUGCUUGGUGUUCGUGCCUUUGGUGUGCAUGCGGGCAGCAUCAUUGAAGUAGCAUCGCUUUCCAUCCGACGUUUAGAAUCGGCGUACGAGUUGCUGAAAUUAACCCCGUCAUAUCCGUCAGCGGUGCAAGGGUUAGUUGAGUGCAUUCGUAUGAUACUUGGCCGCUCCGCAUUGAAGCCCAACACCACCCCAGACGCGACACUUAAAGUCUGGCACCCACCGCACUUCCGCCGUGGGCGUGAGUACAUUGAUGAGACCGGCUACGAGGAGUCAGUAAUGAAUUCCGAUGAUGUGAAGAUUGCAAGGACGUAG
Messenger RNA from Trypanosoma cruzi, 1656 nucleotides. Its product is annotated as dihydrolipoamide dehydrogenase, putative. The transcript has a single exon. The record is from RefSeq and is a predicted model, not a curated record. Gene Ontology annotation, cellular component: mitochondrion; oxoglutarate dehydrogenase complex. Gene Ontology annotation, molecular function: dihydrolipoyl dehydrogenase (NADH) activity; flavin adenine dinucleotide binding. Lineage: Eukaryota; Euglenozoa; Kinetoplastea; Trypanosomatida; Trypanosomatidae. Bases 1 to 1656 code for a protein of 551 amino acids.